Messenger RNA from Emiliania huxleyi CCMP1516, 1160 nucleotides. RefSeq lists its product as hypothetical. Gene Ontology annotation, molecular function: protein binding. The transcript is spliced from 7 exons. Bases 38 to 1006 code for a protein of 322 amino acids. The record is from RefSeq and is a predicted model, not a curated record. NCBI's taxonomy places the organism in Eukaryota, Haptophyta, Isochrysidales, Noelaerhabdaceae.
CUGGGUUUUGACCUACGUUCUCGCGCGCCUCACACACAUGAGGCUCGCAGCGAUCGCUGCCCUUCCCGUCGCCUGCCUGGUCGGACCGUGGCCGUCCGCGCCGCCACACGCUCCCCGCGCUGCGGUGCCGCGCGCGGCCAUUGUGAGCGGCUCGACGCAAUACGGCUACGUCGAGCAGGCUUACUUGCAGCAGCAGGGCUAUGAGGACGGGCGCGGGCACCAGGGUUACGCGCAGAUCGUGUGGUCGCUGACCGGUCCCACCGGCGGCCAGUACUUUGUCGAAGCGGGAGGGCAGCAAAAGCUCGGCCGGUACGACACGGCCUCGCAAAAGGCGACGGUCUCGCGGCUGCAGUGCGUGGUGCGGGCGGACCAGCACGGCGGCGCGGCGGUGGUGUCGGUGGGCAAGCCGCUCACCGGCUGGCGGGCCGCGCCCGGGACGCCUUGGCAGUGGCUGCGCGGCGAAAACUUUGGCGAGGAGCGGGCGCUGUUCGAGGGCGCGCAGCUCAGCCUCGACCAGAGCGACCCGGAGCGCGAGGUCUUUACGGUGCGCAAGGAGGGAGGCGCCGCAGACCAGCAGCAGCAGCAGCAGCUGCAGCAGCAGCAGCAGCAGCAGCACGACCACCACCAGGGGUACCAGCGGCAGCAGCACAGGCAGCAGCAGAUGCAGAUGCAGCAGCAGCACCAGCAGCACCAGCAGCACCAGCAGCACCAGCAGCACCAGCAGCACCAGCAGCAGCAGCAGCAGCAGCACCAGCCGGGCUACGAGCAGCCCCAGGGCUACGCCACAGCGGCACUCUACGAGGCGCAGCCAGCACCGCUUGGCGCUCAGCAAGGUGGAGGCUACGCGCCGCUGCCCGCCGGCUGGUGUGCGGCGGUCGACGAGGCGUCUGGCCAGACGUAUUACUACCACGAGCUAACGGGCGUAUCUCAGUGGGAGCCGCCGCAGGCCGAGCACGGGUACGGCGGCUACUCGGUGGACUUGCGAGGCGGGUACCGCUCCCGCUGACUCCUGCUGCGCGGCAAAGGGCUGGCUCGCCGGGGGGCGGGACUCGGUCUGCUCGGAGAGUUGGCGCAUGAAUGUCCGAUGUGUCGGGGCAUGCUGGGGUUUGUUGUGGGUUGGUGUGCGCGUGUGUCAUGAACCUUAGGCUAUGUGUCUGCCC